Messenger RNA from Bipolaris oryzae ATCC 44560, 744 nucleotides. RefSeq lists its product as uncharacterized. The transcript is spliced from 2 exons. The record is from RefSeq and is a predicted model, not a curated record. NCBI's taxonomy places the organism in Eukaryota, Fungi, Ascomycota, Dothideomycetes, Pleosporales, Pleosporaceae. The coding region runs from base 1 to 744 and encodes 247 amino acids.
AUGGCCCGCAUCCUCAUAACUGGCUCCUCCGAUGGCCUCGGCCUCGCCGCGGCCCAACGCUUAAUCUCCCAAGGCCACACCGUCGUCCUGCACGCGCGUAACCCCCAACGCGCAUCCGACGCCACCACCGCAUGUCCCGGUGCCGAAACAGUGGUAACAGGCGACCUGUCCAGCCUCUCCGAGACCAAAGCCCUCGCAGCUCAAGUCAACAACCUAGGUACCUUUGACGCCGUAAUCCACAACGCAGGCCUCUUCCGCGGCCCCCUGCGGAAAACCAGCGAGGGAAUCCCCGCGCUGGCUGCUGUAAAUACAAUUGCCCCGUACGUCCUCACUGCUCUGAUUAACCGCCCCAAACGUCUGGUUUUCUUGUCCUCCGAAAUGCACAAGUAUGCGAAUAAGGAGGAGGAUCUGGAUGAUCCGCUGUGGAAGACGCGGCGACGCGGCCUGCACAAUGUCAUGUUUGCAAAGGCGUUUGCGCGUAGGUGGCCGGAGGUUAGGAGUAAUGCGUUGGAUCCGGGGUGGGUGGCUACGAAGAUGGGGGGCAGUUCGGCGCCGGAGAGUAUUGAUGCGGCGGUUGAGAGUUAUGUUAUGCUUGCGGUAGGAGAGGAGGCGGAGAAGAAGAGUGGGUGCUAUUUUCAUCCUAGUAAGCGGGAGGGAAAGCCGCUGGAGGCUGCGGAGGAUGAAAAGGCGCAGGAUAGGUUGUUGGAGGUUUGUGCGGAGUUUUCUGGUGUUAGGCUGCCGUGA